AUGAAUAGUAAUAUUAAAAUUGUCCGUUCUCUGGUGCAAGAACUGCGUCGAGUUUCACAGACUAAAAAUACGAAAGAGAACGCAAUGUUACAUUAUGUCAUGGAACAAGCACAUGCCCAUAAAGAAACUUCCGAAGUUUUAUGUAAAGCACGAGAAGAAUUAAAGAAUUUAGCAGAGAUGUAUCUUUGCUACUUGAAGUCUCAGCAAGCAUGUAAGGAUAUUCAUAAACAAUACGCUGGUAAAGGUGAACGUAGCAUAAAGGAAACUGCGGAUCUCGUAGGUUUUAAAUUACCUCAUGAUCCAAAAUGA
Trachymyrmex septentrionalis is the source of this 309-nucleotide messenger RNA. Its product is annotated as UPF0562 protein C7orf55. The transcript has a single exon. Gene Ontology annotation, cellular component: mitochondrion. The record is from RefSeq and is a predicted model, not a curated record. Lineage: Eukaryota; Metazoa; Arthropoda; Insecta; Hymenoptera; Formicidae. The coding region runs from base 1 to 309 and encodes 102 amino acids.